Molecule: messenger RNA, 1368 nt
Organism: Cydia fagiglandana
Lineage: Eukaryota; Metazoa; Arthropoda; Insecta; Lepidoptera; Tortricidae
Product: T-box transcription factor TBX1-like
Exons: 10
Coding region: 175-1269 (364 amino acids)
Biological process (GO): regulation of transcription by RNA polymerase II; cell fate specification; positive regulation of DNA-templated transcription
Cellular component (GO): nucleus
Molecular function (GO): DNA-binding transcription factor activity, RNA polymerase II-specific; RNA polymerase II cis-regulatory region sequence-specific DNA binding
Source: RefSeq, a predicted model, not a curated record
UGUGGAUGGGUCUUUUUUACGCAUAAGGGUGCGAUGGGCGUGCCGGGGCGGCGCGCGCGCCGACGACAGAAGCGUUCAACUCGCGCGCACCGCCGCCUGCGUGCGCGCUCAGAUUAACGCGCAGAAAACUGAUUUAUUGUGUCGCGUUGAAAAAAUAAUCGGUCGAAUGUUGUGAUGGAGGGACAGGAGUGGCGCGUUGAGUGGCAGCAGCGGCAGAUCGACGGUAUAAUUCCAAAUGGGCAGUGUCCCCGCGGGGCGUUCAACUUGCCGCCUCUAGACCGAGCAAGAGAACUCGAGCCGACUUUGCCGCCCCUGCACAAUUCUGUAAGAGAGAACUCAGUAUGUCCGCGCAGCACAUAUUCGCCGCUGCAGGCGCUAAGCGAGAGCACCUGCCGGGACCACGGGGCGCCGGCGCCGCCCCCGCCUCAGCCGCCACCACGCCUAUUCGUGGGCGCCGGCGGCGCAAGCGCAGCGCUCCACCCGGCAGUAGCGCGAUGUUCGGCGACACUUGAGCUGUCUGCACUCUGGCGUAGCUUCCACGAGCUCGGCACCGAGAUGAUAGUCACCAAGGCCGGCCGUCGCAUGUUCCCCGCAUUGCAGGCGAGGCUUUCCGGGCUCCUGCCUAACGCGGACUACCUUCUGCUUGUUGACUUCGUGCCGCUUGACGACAAGAGAUACCGAUAUGCGUUUCACAGCUCAAGCUGGGUAGUGGCGGGUAAAGCGGACCCGGUGUCGCCGCCGCGCAUCCACGUGCACCCGGACUCGCCCGCGCCCGGCGCGCACUGGAUGCGACAACUCGUGUCUUUCGACAAACUGAAGCUCACUAACAACCAGCUCGACGACAACGGGCAUAUAAUCCUGAACUCCAUGCACCGGUACCAGCCGCGCCUCCACGUGGUGUACCUACCGGGUGAGGGGCAGGGCACGCCCGGUACCGUCCCGUACCGGACAUUUGUGUUCCCUGAGACGGGAUUCACCGCCGUCACGGCCUACCAGAACCAUCGGAUAACACAACUGAAAAUAGCCAGCAAUCCGUUCGCCAAAGGAUUCCGGGACUGCGACCCCGACGACUGUCCUCCUGAGCAAAGUCAGCCCCGCGGCACCCCGCGUCGGCGAGAGGCAGCCCCUGAGCCCUGCCCGCAGUUAGCGCAGCCGUACGCCGCCGAGCCCAGCGCGUGCGGCCCGCUCUAUGCCCACGCGCACCCCGUGCGGUACCAGCCCCACACGGCACACAACGGCGCUUACAGCGCGUACUACGCGCAUAGGUAACCGCGUAGCGUCUACAUUCGACGCGUCGCAGUACGCUCCUUACAUGCAAGACAAAAACAUGGAUUCUCAUCUAAAUAACCGUUUUUAAAAACUGGUUUA